Messenger RNA from Aspergillus lentulus, 1188 nucleotides. Its product is annotated as putative cell division protein kinase (Ctk1). Gene Ontology annotation, cellular component: cytoplasm; cyclin-dependent protein kinase holoenzyme complex; nucleus. Gene Ontology annotation, molecular function: cyclin-dependent protein serine/threonine kinase activity; cyclin binding; transcription coregulator activity. The record is from RefSeq and is a predicted model, not a curated record. Lineage: Eukaryota; Fungi; Ascomycota; Eurotiomycetes; Eurotiales; Aspergillaceae. Gene Ontology annotation, biological process: regulation of DNA-templated transcription; G1/S transition of mitotic cell cycle; signal transduction.
AUGGCUGCGUCCGACUGGAAGAAAGCUCUGGGGUUCACCGAUCGAUUAACGGCAAUACAAUCUCUGACUACCGCCUAUCAGCGAGCUUCGUCGUCGGCUGCAUUUGCUGAAGCUCAAUCGCAAGCAAAGAGGUUCGAAAAUGAGGCUUAUGAAAAAGCUACCUCGAAGGAAGAAUAUGACCGAAUGUGCCAGGAUGCUAUCGACGCCGCAGAGGCCAGUGGUUCGGUAGCUCCAUUUAUCAGCAGUCCAAACCAGUUGCAACAUGAGCCCGAAGAGGGCGCCUGGACUGGAGGAGAAGCAAUUGGUCCGUUCAAAGGAUGCCUCCAUGUGUUUGAUGGACUUCAUUCCACUAUCUAUAAGUCCAAGCGUGAGGAUGGAGCUGUGGUUGCGGUGAAAGUUACCAUCCCCCAUCUCUUGACGCCACCACAUGACGCUGAGCGCGAGGUUCGACUUUUGAGAGAAGCUGCAAGCCCUCAUAUUAUAAGUCUGCUGGACUCGCUUAAGGUUGACGGAGGGAGACUCAUCCUGGUCUUCCCCUAUCUAAAAUACGACUUGGAACAUUUGCUCCGCCGUGAUAUGCUCACUGCAACGCAAAUAAAGGCCCAUUUGCACGAUAUGUUCAGCGCGUUGGCACACCUUCAUGAGCUGGGAAUCAUUCAUCGGGAUGUCAAACCCUCCAACAUUCUGUUGGACUCGCCUGACGGGCCGGCUUACCUGGCGGACUUUGGCAUCGCAUGGAAAGAAGGAGACAGGGGUUCCGAGCCGGCUGAUCAGAAAAUUACCGAUGUAGGAACCACAUCUUAUCGAGCGCCUGAGAUCCUGUUUGGGUUCAAGGGAUACGGAACAGCUUUGGAUCUGUGGGCCGCUGGUUGUGUUGUGGCCGAAGCUGUCGCUGUCGGGCACAAGCAGCUGUUUGAUUCCGGGCCCGUGGGGAGUGAUCUGUCGCUCGUUCAGUCGAUUUUCAAGACCCUGGGAACCCCAGAUGAGAGUACCUGGCUUGAGACUGAGAAACUCCCUGACUGGGGUAAGAUCGAGUUUUACCGAUUUCCUGCGAAGCCGUGGGAUGAAAUCCUCAGAGGAGCUUCUUCCAAAGGACGGGAUCUCGUGAGCAGACUGGUACGCUACGAGAGCAGUGAACGGCUGUCUGCUGCAGAGGCCUUGAAUCAUCCAUAUUUUUCAGCAACCUGA